UUCUUUAGUAUCGACGACGAAUUGAUUUAUCAGAAUUUCUAUAAUGAUUUUGGUCCACUGAAUCUCGCCUGCUUGUACAAGUAUUGCUGUAAAGUAAAUGAGAAGUUGAGGGACAAGGCUAACAAGCAUAAACAAAUCGUCCAUUACACGUCGCAGAAUCAACAUAAAAAAGCAAAUGCCGCCUUUCUAAUAGCAUCGUAUGCGAUUCUUUAUUUGAAAAAAACACCGGAAGAGGCAUAUAAGCCACUCGUAUGUGGGAAUUUACAUAUGCUGAAACCCUUUCAAGAUGCGUCGAUGGGCGUGUCGAUUUAUAAUAUCCAUUUAAUAGACUGUUUGAGUGCAAUUCACAAAGCCGCGGCAUUUGGAUUCUUCAAUUUCCAAGAUUUUGACGUGGCCGAGUACGAGAAGUACGAGCAAGUGAGAAAAGGAGAUUUGAAUUGGAUGGUGCCUCAAAAGUUUCUUGCUUUUGUUGGACCAAGUACGGAAGCUGGUUCCAUUUAUCAUCCACCUGAACGAUAUAUAGAUUAUUUUAUAAAAAAUGACGUUGCUGCUGUUGUCAGACUGAAUAAGAAGUCGUACGAUGCGUCUAGAUUCACAAGGGCUGGAAUAACACAUUAUGAUAUGUUUAUGCCUGAUGGAAGUGUACCGCCGAAAAAGAUACUUAAUCAAUUUUUACAGCUUGCAGAAUCAACGGACGGACCCAUUGCCGUGCACUGCAAGGCUGGUUUGGGCAGAACUGGUUCACUAAUUGCAGCCUAUUUGGUGAAGCAUUACAGAAUGACUGCAAGAGAAGCAAUUGCUUGGCUGAGAAUAUGUCGACCUGGAUCUGUCAUUGGACAUCAACAAGCCUGGCUUGAAGAUAUGGAAAGUAUACUGUGGCGUGCAGGUCAACAUUAUAGAUUAAAGUAUCAUGGAAAUGGCGACAUGAUAGCGCAUCAUAAACGAGGGAUAUAUUCGAUCGCGAUCAAAUUGGAGAGGAGUAAUUCGAAAAUUGAUAAUCCUAGGCAUCACUCUAAUGCUGAACAGAGAAUGAUUAACAAUGGAGAUUUGAAAGAGAUCGUAUCGGACCUACAUAACCGCGAAAUAAGAACGUUAAACAAAAUAAAUAAAUGCGGUUUAAAAGGAAUUUUAGGAAAGCUCCGGAAUAUCGAGGAAGAUGCAUCGACUAAUUCCGAUCAAAGAAUUCUGGGCAUUCAAAGAUGUAAACCAAAACUAAAUUCAGAAGCAUACGUCUUGACACAGGGCGAUCGAUUAAACGAAAUCAAAGUCAAUAGAAACAAAGCGCCUAUGAAUUAUUCAUUGUGUUCUAGAAGUACCUCGCCAACUCCGCCAUUGCAAAUGUUCAAGAGACUACAAAGAAAAAGAUAAUGUGCAAUUAUCAUUCAACGCAUAUCAGUAAGAAACGAAAACUCGACGAAUUCAUACACAAUAAUAAUAAAUUGUUCCUUACCAUAAAGUAUAGCGAUUCCAUACAUAAAAAAGAUUUUAUGUCAUUCACGUUAACGUAUAGAAUAACUGAAAGUAAAGUUUAUAAAGUAAUUAUGUCAUUGGAUACACUUUUCAUAAUGAUUUUUCAAAUAGGAAAGGUAUUCAAACACAGCAGAAGCUUCGUCGUGUACAAAUUUAUUUCCCAAAAAACACAAUAUUACAUGUAACGGUGCGAAUUUCU
Molecule: messenger RNA, 1669 nt
Organism: Cephus cinctus (wheat stem sawfly)
Lineage: Eukaryota; Metazoa; Arthropoda; Insecta; Hymenoptera; Cephidae
Product: dual specificity protein phosphatase CDC14A
Exons: 8
Biological process (GO): cilium assembly; regulation of exit from mitosis; protein dephosphorylation
Cellular component (GO): centrosome; mitotic spindle; nucleolus
Molecular function (GO): protein tyrosine/serine/threonine phosphatase activity; protein serine/threonine phosphatase activity
Source: RefSeq, a predicted model, not a curated record